Molecule: messenger RNA, 2004 nt
Organism: Phlebotomus papatasi
Lineage: Eukaryota; Metazoa; Arthropoda; Insecta; Diptera; Psychodidae
Gene: sob
Product: protein sister of odd and bowel
Exons: 2
Coding region: 427-1578 (383 amino acids)
Biological process (GO): regulation of transcription by RNA polymerase II; embryonic hindgut morphogenesis; embryo development
Cellular component (GO): nucleus
Molecular function (GO): RNA polymerase II transcription regulatory region sequence-specific DNA binding; DNA-binding transcription factor activity, RNA polymerase II-specific
Source: RefSeq, a predicted model, not a curated record
AGUUAUACGGUGGACUUGGCUAACAUUGCGUCUCUACCAGUUUCACGCGUCACAUUCGACUCUGCUGCCCAAAAGUUAGUGAGCUUUUAUUGCGCUUUUACCCCAGAAAAAAAGCCCACGAUCAUGUGAAAAUUGCUAUUGUCGCGAUAACCGGAGCAGUUGCCUCAAACUAUCUCACAUGCGAUAAGGGUGAGAUAAGCCCAAUAGCGCAUUUCCCUGUCCUUGUGGGACAGCAACAGGUGGUGCCUUGUGUGUGUUGGUGCUACAUGAGGAUAUAAGGUGUGGGUGAAAUGCCACCCAAGGACUAACCGUGUCCUUGCCUAGAGUUAGUGUUAGUGAUGCUGUGAAAUUUGCGAUUUUAUGCUAAAGCAAUACAAGUGACAAUAGACAGACUAAUAUAGAAUCGAGGCAGGACUUUUAGUUGGAAUGGAACAAGCCACCCUGACGUCCACGUCCUCCGCGGAAGGGUGCAGCAGCAAGAAUCGAGGUCAGUCAUCGACAUCAGGAGACUUUGCAGCUGCUGCAGCCGUUGUCUUGAGCCUCCAGGGCGCAAUGGUGACGAGUCUUCAGCAAGCUGCUCUUCUACCAGCUCAUUCAGCAGCAGCAGCUGCCCUCAAUCUCCAGGCGCUGGAAUCUUACCUUGCACUGCAGAGAAUUACAGGAAAAUCCGAUGUACUGAGGCUAUCAGCACCAGCUACUAGCACUACCAAGACCAGCAAAGAUGCCAGCUCCAGCCUCACGGAUUCAGUGAUAUUCACCGGGACUCCUGAAGGGGAGUUACCCGAUGUGGGAGAAUUACUGGACAAUGAUGACAAUCUCUCUUUUGAGUCUGCUCUCGACUCACCGACUGACACCCUCAUGGACAGUGGAUACCCUAGCCUACUACUCAAUGCUGCCUAUCAGCAAAUAGGAGCUGCAGCUCAAGUGCCAGAGAAACCACCGCCUAUCCCCCUGACCCCAAUCCCUACUCCCGCUAAGACUAAACCACCUCAAACCAGUGCUAGUUCCGGAUCAGCUUCUGGCACAUCCCGGCCCAAGAAGCAAUUCAUCUGCAAAUUCUGCAAUCGUCAAUUUACAAAAUCCUACAAUCUCCUGAUUCACGAAAGGACCCACACAGAUGAGAGGCCGUACUCCUGUGACAUCUGCGGAAAGGCUUUCCGGAGGCAGGAUCACCUGCGCGAUCACAGAUACAUUCAUUCGAAGGAGAAACCGUUCAAGUGCACAGAAUGCGGAAAAGGCUUCUGCCAGUCACGCACGCUGGCCGUCCAUAAGAUCCUCCACAUGGAGGAAUCCCCGCACAAGUGCCCCGUCUGCAAUCGAAGCUUUAAUCAGCGUUCAAACCUCAAGACCCACCUCCUCACGCACACGGACAUCAAGCCCUAUCACUGUUCCGCGUGCGGCAAGGUCUUCCGACGGAACUGUGACUUGCGACGCCACAGUCUCACGCACAAUCUAUCGGGAAUCACGACGAGCCUCCCGGAAGCAUCGAGUCCGUCCACGGUUAGCAGUAGGAGCCUGGGAAGACUGUCUAGUGGCGCCACGACGCCCAACGGAAAUCUAGAAUUGGUGGUUGAGUGAGACUCAGAUGGAACACUACAAACUUUGUUGCUAUUCUCAAAGACUUGUGAUUCACUUAAGCUUAAAGAACACAAAACUUAAUUAAGUUGACAGAGAGAAUGAAUCUCUUUUAGUGAUGCAAAGAGAGAAGUCCAACUAUAAUAUUUUAGAAAAAAAGUGGCGUGAAGAAGACAUGUUGUACAGCAAGAAAUAUCUCCAGCCAUUUCUUUUCAUCAGUUUUGCAUUAUAUAAAAAUUUAUUCCUUAUUUGUAUAGUGUUUAGAGCAGAGGUAAAAAAAAGCAUACAUAAAUAGUGAUUGAGUGUGAGAGGAAAGAACGUUGUGUGGUUGGUGAACAAAAAGAAGAUGAAAAACACUUUAGCUAAUUAAAAAUACACAAAAUAAAUAAAUAAAUGUACUUAAAAUAAAUUAGAUCUCCGAAGAAAAAA